GGUAAUUCUCUAGGAAUUGGAACGAAUAAUGGUUACACAUUUAAUGCUGAAUUGAAAAAAUCUAAAAAAGAGAUCAAGAAGAAUAAUGAUUCUGAAGAAAGUCCUAUCAAAAAAUGUAAAGACAUUACAAACUCUAGAAAACAAGGUGAUAGUAUUUUUCCAUUUUCAUCUCAUCAUGCAUA
Messenger RNA from Dentiscutata erythropus, 182 nucleotides. NCBI's taxonomy places the organism in Eukaryota, Fungi, Glomeromycota, Glomeromycetes, Diversisporales, Gigasporaceae. The record is from the annotation of a GenBank genome assembly.